UGGAUACGGCAACAGCUGUUCAAUCUGCAGCGAACGUCGGACGAGAGUGCGUCGUGCGCGAGUUUUGUUAUUGUGGAAAUGCCGCUGAAAAAUCUUUGUCUACACAACGAAUGCCAAAGUGUUUGAUUCAACGCGCACGAUAAUCUUGGAGCCGAGGAAACGACGAAAAAUCAAUAGCCACCAGUGGAGGAGCAGCUGCUAGGACAAGAUGGUCUUCGAGUCGGUGGUGGCCGAUGUCCUGAACAAGGUCCUGGGCGACUACAUCGAGAAUUUGGAUCACAAGCAGCUGAAAAUUGGAAUAUGGGGCGGCGAUGUGGUCUUGGAGAACCUCAAGAUACGGGAGAAUGCCCUGGACGAAAUGGAUCUCCCCGUGCAGCUUAUCUACGGCUACCUGGGGAAACUGGUGCUUAAGAUCCCCUGGAAGAAUCUUUAUAGCCAACCGGUGAUUGUCAAGAUCGAGGAUCUUUACUGCCUGGUCCAGCCCAACAACAAUGUCGAAUACAAUGCCGAAAAGGAGGCCAAGUACGAAAUGGAUGCAAAAAAAAUCGCCUUGGACGCUCUGGAAGCUGCCCGCAAAAAGGAGCUUGAGAAGGAUAAACCCAAGCCCGACGCUGGAUUCGCCGAAAAGCUCACAGCGCAGAUUGUGAACAACCUGCAGGUGCAGAUUACCAACGUCCAUGUCCGAUACGAGGACACCACUACCACGGGUAGUCCCUUCUCUUUCGGUAUAUCUCUGCACGAGCUGGAGCUCUACACCACCGAUGCCGAUUGGGAGAAGUGCUACAUGUCCCAGCAAGCGUCACAGGUCUUCAAAAUAGCGAAUCUCUCCUGCCUGUCCGCCUACCUCAACUGUGGCGGCAAUCUGUUUAGCAGCAAUAAGUCAGAACUAACACCUCAGUUUCAAACCAAUAUUGCUCGGAAAGAUGCCAAGCCCUCGAACUAUCAGUAUGUUCUGGGUCCCAUUUCUUGCAAUGCCAAGCUGAAGCUGAACAUGAACCCUGAAUUGGAUGAUCCACCUUUUGAGAGGCCGAAGAUUGAUCUCACUUUGGAGAUGGAGACCCUGAAUGUGGGUCUAACCGAUACACAGUUCGAGAACCUAUUGAAACUGGGAGAUGCUAUGAACCGGCAGCAAUUGGGUCUUCCUUAUCGCAAAUAUCGUCCGCAUAAUAUACCCUACAAGGGUCAUGCAAAAGAGUGGUGGAAGUUUGCCAUCACUUGUGUUCUUGAGGAGGACAUACGAAAGCCUCGACAGGCCUGGACCUGGGCCCAUAUGAAGGCGCACCGCGAUCGCUGUCACACAUACGCCACGAAAUACAAGGAGCUGUCUUUGAAUAAGAAACCUCCAGCAGUGUUGGUAGAAACCUGUCGCCUGCUGGAAACGGAACUAGACGUCAUGAAUCUGCUUAUGAUUAGGCAGCGGGUCAACAUCGAAAUUGAAAAGAACCGAGAGGCUGAGCCGGUACAGAAGGCCGGUUGGUUCGGUGGAUGGUUCGGAGGCGGCGAAAAGAAAGAGGAAAAGACCGAGGGCCAGAAGUUAGUGGAAAAGUUCGAGGCAGCCAUGACCAGCGAAGAAAAAGAAAAAAUGUACAAUGCAAUAGGCUACCAAGAGAAUGCCAAGCCCACGGACCUACCAGUAGAAUAUGUGGCCAUCCUGAUGAACUUUAAACUUGUUGCCUUGGAAGUAGGCCUGUACAAAGACGAAAGCAUGGGACUCAAGUCGCAUGACUUUGCGUCUCUGCCAUCCAUACUCCUGCUCAAGUUUUCCAUGGCCACAGCGGCCGUCAGGCAGCGGCCGGCUGGCGAUGCCAUUAGCAUCACAGCUGGCAUGAAGGAACUAAAAGUGACGGGCCUCAAGCAAAAUGAUUAUACGCCGCUGCUGGUGGAGUCAAAGAUCACCGAUGAGUUCAAUCUGCUCGAUGUUUUCUUCGAAACGAAUCCGAUUGACAAAAUAUGCGACCAGCGGGUAAAGGUGUUGGCGAGGCCAUUGCAGAUCAUCUACGAUGCACCCACGGUCUUGGCACUGAUAAGUACCUUCAAGGCGCCAGGGGACGUGACCUUGUCAAAGUUCGAAGAGUCGGCUAGCCUUCAGAUGUCCAACUUCAAGGAGCGCUCGGCCACCGGCAUGCAAUACUUGAUUGACAAAAAGCCUGUUCUCGAUGCGGACAUUCUGCUGAUGCCGAAUAUCCUCAUAAUGCCGCACAAGGGCACCUAUGUGGAGAAUCAGUCGCCGCUGCUAGUAGUGAGCAUGGGCCAGGUGCAUAUUUCGAGCACUCCGCGUCGACACUCGGCGAGUGUUCAGAAUCUGUUCCACUCGAAAGAGAAUAAGGAUGACAUUCUUAAGGCGGUGAUGGAUAACGCCUACGAUAAGUUCACAGUGAAGUUGGACGACAUUCAGGUGCUGGUGGUAAGAUCCAUGGAGCCGUGGCAAACGGCUUUGAAGGCUGCCCGGCCCACAGAAAUGCACGUGCUGCGCCCCGUCUCGCUGAAAUUAACUGCGGCCCUCUGCGUCAUGGACAACGAUCCCCGAAUGCCCAAGGUCAAGGUAGACAUCGAAGUGCCCUCAAUUAUGUUCAACAUAUCGGAGGAUCGCGUGAUUCUGGCUCUCAGGGUGGCGCUCAGCAUUCCGUUGCCGAAUCAAGAUGCUCCACCUCCUCGGGAGUCAUUGCUUUCGACGCGCAGCUCUCGCAGCUCCAUGGUUUCCAUCUCAAACUUCAUCAACAAGGAGGUGAAAAAAAUAUCCUCCACGCAGGAAAGCAAAAACGAACCCUUAUCGGGCGAAAUCGUGCAGUACACCAACUUGGAGGUGAACUUCUCCCUAGGAAACAUUUCCUUUGGCCUGUUUCAAGGUAUUCGAAGCGAAUUCUCCUCCACGGUUUCCGUGGAAUAUCUCACCCCGGAGGGUGACCGAAUGCCGGUUCCUGUGGUUCCUGACGCCGUGGAACCUACUCAAGAGCCGGUGCGCGACUUACCACCUCAUCAGAUUCUUUCCGUCGAAGUGCGCCGUUUGGAGGCCUAUUUUGCUGCCCGGACCUACGAGUCUGUAGCUACGGUCAAGUUGGGUGGCAUCAGUCUUUGUCAGUACGAUACCCAGGAGGAGAACAUGGAGGUGCUGGAAGUGAUUAACACGCCCGAUCAAGACGAUAACUCCAAUUACUUGUUCACGGUAUCAUGCACGAUAGCGGAUAAGACAUCCCCGGAGUUCAACACGAAGUACAAUUCCACGGAACAACUGAUCGUGGCCAAUUUCAAGGUGCUGCGCGUGGUGCUGCACCAGGAGUGCUUAAAACGGCUACUGGAGGUUGCGGGAACCUUCCAAAAUGAGCUGGCGGCAAUAAUGAUGAUGAACAAGACGCAGCUGGACCGGGUUAGUUAUGCCGGAGGCGGCGAUGGCAUUGCGAGGAAGCUAACAGUGAUCCUGGAGGACACUGAGGAUAUACUGUCCACCACCGAGAUGAAAAAGCACAAGAAGACGGCCAGGCAUCGCGUUGUUGAGAGUGUAAAGAUUCGCAUCAUAGCUAAUCUUGAUGAGCUGGGAUUAAUACUCACGAGCCGUAGACGACCGCUGGCAGAGAUGAAUGUGAAGAAAUUCGUAGCUAAUGUUAUUUUGAAGUCCUCCUACACGGAGGUCAACAUGGGUCUAAAGGACAUACAAGUGAUCGACAUGAAUCCCCACACUAUUCAUAAAAACAUUCUGAGUAUUGUGGGCAAGGAUGCCUUCAAUUGCCAACUGGUAAUGUACAACAAAGAGGAGACUAGCGACUACAAUUCCGAUGACAUGAAAAUUACAGUGGACAUUGGCUGUAUGAAGAUAGUGUUCCUUAACUGGUUCGUGGCCGGAGUGAUGAGCUUCCUGAAUGAGUUCCAGGAAGCCCAGAAGGCCUUGUCCGAUGCCAGUGCAGCCGCGGCGGAAACCGCUCGCCAAAAGGCAUUGGAUGCCUAUGAAACGGCCACUCGUCUCAACCUUAAUAUCCGCAUCAAGGCACCUGUCAUCGUGAUACCCACUUGCUCGGUUUCCAGCGAUGCACUCUGCUUAGAUUUGGGUCUGCUGGAGAUCACGAAUAACACGGCAGAGAUUACUGUGCCCAACGAGGAGCGCCUGGCAGUUAUCGAUGAGAUCAAGCUACAAAUAUGCGAUGUAAAGAUAUCCAAGAUUGUUAUUCUGGAUGGCCAUGAGACAUCAGUAGAUGACGUCGAUGCUGCUUUUGGCUUCUCGUCGAAGUUCAAUAUGAUGAAUCCGAUGAGUUGCACUGUCUUGGUUACUCGCAACUUAUCGUACGGCUGGUACAAAGAUGUUCCCGAGGUUAACUUGGCCGGUCGUCUAAAGUCCGUGGAGCUCACUCUCUUUGCUGAUGAUUAUGCCCUGGUCAUUUCGGUUAUGAAUAACAACCUUAGCGAGGGCUUGGCAGAAUUUCCUCCCCCUGAAGAAAUUCCGCCAGAGCCAAUAAAACUUUCUUCCGAAAGGCCAUCAAAGGCCUCUAGGCCUUCGCGCAUUGUUGUGCAACCAAAGGCACAAAAAGUACAUGAAUCACUCAAGUUCAACUUCCAAUUCGACGGUGUAAUCAUAAACUUGAUGGAGGAUGAGGACAAAGGACUGGCUCGCUUUGGAAUAUACUUCCUGUCCAUCAAGGGCACAAAAUUAGACAACGACACGAUGAGCACUUCGGUGGUUCUGUGCAACAUCCAAAUGGACGAUACACGACAGGAUACAAAAAGCAAAAUUCGACAGUACCUGAGCCGCAAGGAUUGGGUAGAGCCUAAGCUGAAAACAGAAGACAUCAUUGACGCCUGCUAUAACGAGCUCAACUACAUGGUCGAUGUGACGGCCAUAACCAAACCAAAUGACACCUUUGCUGAGGUUCGUGUUCGCGGGUUCGAUAUGAUUGUCUGCAUCGAUUUCUUGAUGAAGUUGACCACAUUCCUUGCUUUGCCGGCGCAAACUCCACCUGUUCGGGUAUCCGGAGACCCCGAAAUACGCGGAUCACAAGUUUUUGAAGCACGUGAUACUAAAACCACGCUUCGAUCGUCCACAAUGUCGAAUGAAGAAAAAUUGGAAAAGAGCGCAGCGCCCGUCAAUACAAAAAUGAACCUCAUACUGCACAUCGACGAGCCGGACAUUAUUCUGGUGGAGAACCUAGAUGAUCUGAACACCAGCUGUAUUAUAUUCAAUGCUAAAGCUCACCUUAAUUAUCGUAGUCUGAACGAUAAACAGCUUGUGAACGGACAAAUCGAUAGCCUCAAGAUGUACAUGUGUGCCUUUCUGCCAGAGCGACGGGAGUCUACCCGCCACUAUAUCCUGCAUCCAUGUGAGAUCAGUCUGCAGGGCUCCACCCCCGAGGAGGAGGGCAUGCACAUCAGUCUCAAGUUGAGUGACAUUAUUGUCAACGUUUCCCCCGCCACCAUUGAAUUGCUUAACAAGGCGAUGUUAUCCAUCUCCACCGGCACUAUGGCCAAGGCUGCCAUUGUCGAGGAGUCCAAGAACUACUCCAACAUUUGGCUGCCACGACACUUGCACAGUCGCAACUAUUGGUUUACUCGAGUGGAGCAGGCCGAAGAAGCCGUCGAAGAUGAACUAAUGGAGAGCCCCAGUACAGUCGCUGCCCAAGGGAAAACGGAAAAGUGUGUGAUAGAGGUGCCCAGCAUAACACUAGUGAUCGAGUCCGGCGUCGGAUAUUACACUCGGCCACUCAUAUCUAUGGAUGUCCGCAUCACAGCUGUCUUUAACAACUGGAGCCGCAACCUCACUGCCCAGGGCUCGUUGACCCUUAAUAUGAACUAUUAUAACCAGACCUUAGCCGAAUGGGAGCCGAUUAUAGAACUGAACGAGAUCGAUAACAAAGGCGUUCAGGAAUACUCGCCGUGGGAGCUAAAGUUCAAUAUGGGCAUGGAAACGGUUCCGAGCGAAGUGGAGGGAGACGAACCGCAGCAAGCUCUACAUAUGAACAUUCAUUCAGAUGAGACGCUAGAAAUCACGCUGAGCAAAACGUGCCUUGGUCUACUAAGCGAGCUCGGAGAGGCCUUCUCGCAGGCCAUUGACCAGAAGGGUCUUGUCAAGCCCGAAGUCGUGGCACCCUUCGUUCUAGAGAAUGACACAGGCUUUGAGGUUACUCUCAACGUAACUAAGGGAAUCUAUACUCUGCAUGAAGUACAUCGCGGUGUGCCUUCGGCCAACGGUAGAACUUUUUCCGUAACAACCGAAACCACUGAAAUCGAUCCUGUUGCAAUUACGACAUGUACCAUUUCAUCGGGAGGCAGAGCCUAUCUACAAACCAAGGACUUUAGCUUACUAGAUCCCGAGCAAGCCAACGACCAGUCGCUAUAUGUGCAGAUUGGCGACAUCAAGAAGGAGAUAGCCCUGCCGGUUGCGAAGUCGGAUACACGGUACUUCGAACUGUUCCGCAGUCCUGAUAGCGAACCAUGGGGCAUUGUGUCGAAGGUGCGGGAGGAGUACGGCACCACAAAAAUUAACAUUCACGGUGUUGUCAGUAUUCACAAUCACUUCACCACCAACGUGUGUGUCUAUCGACGCAACUUGCAUCCAACGAAGCAAAAUUUCGAAGACAUAUUGGUGGGUCGCAUUCCUGCUGGCGGUUUGUUCCAUGUGCCGCUGCACGCUAUUUAUGGGGAAAAUAAGGACCUUUACUUUGCCAUGAAGGGCUACCGGCCAUCGGUUCAGGGUAUCUCCUGGGCUGCCCAUCCAUCCGACACGUGCUACAACCACCAGCUGUCCUGCGAUCCCAUAUCCUCGUUUGAGCCACUCUUCAUCAACGCAAGGCGCACCAAAACGGAGAUAUACUAUGAGCAUACCAAUAAGUACACCAUCCUUAGCGCCUUCUACACUAUUCACCUGCGACCGCCGCUUUACCUCCGCAAUUGCUUGCCCAUCGACAUCAAGGUGUCGGUGGCAGGAUGCGCGGUUCGGAAUGAUGGGCUCGAAGAAGACUCAUCCAUUGCAUUGAUGGGCAACUCCUACCAGAAGGAAGACUUGUUGGAUUAUGGCGAAAAGGAGGUCAGAUCCGGCGAUGUGCUACUUCUACCCACUGUUCGUUUGGUGGAAAAGGGCAAUGACCGUAGAACCUUUUUGGUUGUUCGGCUACUUCAAUACCUGGAGAAGGAUUGGUCUUGUGCAACAGCAAUAUCGAGUGAAACUGGCGAAGUCUCCCCUUGGCAAUUCUCUUCAUACGAUUCUGAAAUGCGAGUGGACAUGGAUCUCUAUGUUAUGUCAGAGGAUCGAAAUGGCAGUGUAAUGCUUACACUCUACAGCCCCUUCUGGAUGAUAAACAAGACGGGCAAGAUGCUGACGUACAGGACAGAAACGAGCUCGAUGCAGAUGCUCUACCACCCGCCAGAAUACUCCGGACCCAUUCUGUUUACUUUCCGAGAUAAUUCCUUCUUUGAUAAAAAGAAGGCCUCCAUUCGCUGCGACAAUGGCGAAUGGAGCGAGAAAAUUCCUCUGGACGUGGCCGGAGCGAUCGGCGAGGUCACCUGCGAAGCCAACAGUCAGAAAUAUCACAUUGGUGUUCACAAUCACAUGACGCAGAACUCUCUGACCAAGCAGAUCACCUUUAUACCGUUCUACAUUGUUUGCAACAAGUGCCGCUUCACAGUGGAAUUGCAGGAACAAAGCCGUCCUGGCGAUCCCUGGCUGGCUCUAACGCCGGGCCAGUUUGAGCCGCUCUGGCCCAAAAACGAAACUAAAAACAAUCUGGUGGUUCGUGUUGAGGGCAAGGUGACCCCUGCCUUUGACUACAAGGAGGUGAUCUGCACUCUGCUGAAGCUGGAGAACAGCAAAUAUGGAGGAAUCAAUGUAGAUGUCCAGACGACGGAGGGUGGUGUCUACAUCACCUUUACGGAUUACAAACCGGGCGAUGCUCCCGGCCUGCUGAUAAAUCACACUGGGCGACAGGUAGUAUACUACGAGAAGGGCACAAGGAACGAAAAGAUUCUGAACGCCAAGAGCACUACCAUGUAUGCCUGGGACGAUCCGACAGGUCCCAAGAUGCUUGUCUUUGGCAACAGCAAGGAAGAAACCGACCUAAAACGCGACGGCUUUGGUGAAUUUACGAUGCAAGACGGUCACAAGGCCAAGUGGGUAUCAUUCCUGGACGGCUUGCAGCGUGUGCUGCUGUUCGCCGACGAUGAAUCGAUUGUCAAGCGCACUGAGACCACCGGUUCAUUCCAAGUCGUAACCCAGAGCAUCGAUGUGCGAAUCCACGGCAUUGGUCUGUCUGUGGUUAACAACGAGACUGGCUUAGAUAUUCUUUAUCUGGGCGUCACCAGUUCGGGGAUUAUAUGGGAGUCCAAGAAGGCUACCAAGAAGCGCUACAAGGAGAUGACCAUCAAUGACAACGCCCUUUUGGAGGCCGAAUACCAGCGCUAUCUGCUCAACAGGAGCGUCAAUGAAGUGCAAAGUUACACUCUGGACAACAAAUUCCCUAUUGACUUUGAGGCUAUGCAACUCAAGAAGUCAAUUGUCCGGGAUCUAAGGCGCAGCUUCUAUCCGGCCAUUUGGUUGGCCCGCAAAUCGUCGCCUCACCAGAACCAAUUGCAUGUGAAGAUCAACCGCAUUCAAAUCGAUAAUCAGUUCGUAGACCCCAUAUUCCCCGUCGUCCUGGCGCCCAUACCUCCGCCAAAGAGUGUGGCCAACACCUGCACCCUAAAACCAUUCAUCGAGUGCAGCAUGGUUCAACGAAUCAUGCCCAACUCGCAGGUGCGGCAGUUCAAGUACGCCAAGCUCCUGAUACAGGAGUUCCACUUCAAAGUCGAUCUUAACUUCUUGACGGCCAUCUCUGAGAUGUUCGUCAAGGAGGUGACUGACGAUGUGAAAGCUAAACAGUUCCGCCAGGAUGUGGAGUCGAUCCAGAUGCCAUUGUCCGUUAUUUUCGAAGAGCACUCGAUGGAGGAGCAAAAGAGCUUCUACGACAACCUUCAUUUGGGUCCACUUAAGAUACAUGUCAGCUUCUCAAUGGCAAACUCGGACACGAAAGCUCUUCCCGGAGUCCUGGGCACGGUGGUUCAGGGUGUCGGUGUGACCCUUACCGAUGUCAACGACGUGGUCUUCAGGCUGGCCUUCUUCGAGCGCGAGUACCAGUUCUUCUCGCAACACCAGCUCAUCAAUGAAAUCACCUCGCAUUACACGGGCCAGGCGCUGAAACAGCUCUACGUGCUUGUCCUUGGUCUGGAUGUCCUGGGAAAUCCCUAUGGCUUGGUGGUGGGGCUCAAGAAGGGCGUAGAGGACUUGUUUUACGAACCUUUCCAAGGGGCAAUUCAGGGACCCGGAGAAUUUGCCGAAGGCUUGGUGUUGGGUGUGAAGUCAUUGUUUGGUCACACGGUGGGCGGUGCUGCAGGAGCCAUGUCCAAGAUCACUGGGGCCAUGGGCAAGGGUCUGGCUGCGUUGACCUUUGACGAGGAAUACCAGAGGAAAAGACGCCAGGGAAUUCAUAAUAAACCCAAGAACUUCCAUGAGGGAUUGGCUCGCAGCAGCAAGGGCCUUGUUAUGGGUUUCUAUGAUGGCGUCACUGGCGUUGUAACCAAGCCCGUGUCUGGAGCCCGCGAACACGGCGUUGAAGGCUUUUUCAAGGGCCUGGGCAAAGGAGCCAUUGGCCUUGUAGCUCGCCCCACCGCUGGCGUGGUUGACUUCGCCAGUGGCAGCUUCGACGCAGUAAAACGAGCGGCGGAGGCCAGCGAGGAUGUAAAACGGAUGCGUCCACCACGUUUCCAGCAUUAUGACUUUGUGCUGCGUCCUUACUGCUACAUGGAGGCCUUUGGCAAUAAGAUUUUAAAGGAAACCGACAAAGGAAAGUUCUCCAAUACAGACAGCUUCCUACACUGUGAGGAGAUUAUCCCGAAAAAUGAGUAUAUGAUCGUUACCAACUAUCGACUGCUCUAUGUGCAGCGCAAUGAAAUGUUUGGCAUUUGGACGUCGCUUUGGUCUUACCUUUGGAAUGAGAUUAGUGCCGUGGAAAGCACCCCUCGCGGUGUUCAAAUCACUGUCAAACAGGAUGGCAAGAAGGUACUCGGCCUAUUUUCCACUAAGGAAUCACCUCGCAAGCUGGUCCUUCUCGGCGAUGAACGGAGGCGACGUCACUUCGUGGAUAAAAUUGAAUCUCAGCGCAAUGACCCGAAUCCAAUGCGAACCACCGUCUCUUAUCCCGUGGAUACGGACUAGUACCCCUGAAUUUAACUCCCAACUGUAUUAUAAUCCACUUUUGCACCUUUCCACACGGCACCACCACCACCAGAAGCAACGACAUUGAAAUCUACCUCGACCUUAAGGAUUCUGUCUGUCCCAGCAACAUGCACCCUGCAUCCUCCACUUCACAUGUCGUUAUUUUACGAAUGCUAACAACCAUUGUUUUGAUAUUAAAAUUUUAUGUCAAAGUUGA
Drosophila bipectinata is the source of this 10382-nucleotide messenger RNA. It is a transcript of the gene Vps13, whose product is annotated as vacuolar protein sorting 13C. NCBI's taxonomy places the organism in Eukaryota, Metazoa, Arthropoda, Insecta, Diptera, Drosophilidae. The record is from RefSeq and is a predicted model, not a curated record. Gene Ontology annotation, cellular component: extrinsic component of membrane. Gene Ontology annotation, biological process: protein targeting to vacuole; protein retention in Golgi apparatus.